This is a messenger RNA of Sycon ciliatum, 3618 nucleotides long. RefSeq lists its product as uncharacterized. The record is from RefSeq and is a predicted model, not a curated record. Bases 294 to 2810 code for a protein of 838 amino acids. The transcript has a single exon. Lineage: Eukaryota; Metazoa; Porifera; Calcarea; Leucosolenida; Sycettidae. Gene Ontology annotation, biological process: carbohydrate metabolic process.
CUGAAAAGUACAGUAGAGACGAUCAGUACUAACUCCCAGUAGAUAGAUCGCAUGUUUGCAACAAAAGCACGCCGUGAUGACAUCAAAGUCGUAUCAAUCUCCAAAAAUAAUGUUGGUCAUUGGCGCCUGAUUCGUUCCAUCACCAUCAUUUGCAUUGGAACAGCGAAGGGAUAAUCAGGGCACCUUACGAUUUUUUCAGUUUGCAAUCACGGAUUGAUAUCUCGUCCAACGUGUUUUGUUAGAAGAUCAUGGUCUGAAUGUCUCUUCUCUUCCGACUUGUCUUUGAAUGAAAGAUGUUGAGGUUGGCUUUCGUCGUUAGUUUGGCACUUGCCUAUUUCGGAGUUUCGCAAUCCGCGAAGCCUGCACCGCUGCCAACGCCGAUUCAGCGCGCAUCGGAAGCGUUGGAAGGUUUGAUGACCUACUACCUGCAGAUCGAACGGCACGGUGAGCCGGAGCCUCGCCCGUCCAAAUGUCCAUGUUUCACGUGCGAGGGCAAGAACUGCAGUGUCCCGGUCUGUACGUAUUGCGAUGCUCAGCCGGAAGGUUGCCCUACCAAAAAGAGCAAAGGAUGUUACACGAGCGCGAAGUACGCGUGUGCGUGUAACGACCCACCCGGCACACCACCACCCGGGGCCUACUCUGCCGCUCAGUUCUACUUUUCGUGUGGACAGAUGGGUGGCUUGGCCCCGUAUGGGCAGACCACGAGUGUCUACACGUGUCUGUGCGAGUCGGACUGGCCGUAUGAUUGCACCAACUGUUAUCGUUGGUGGUCGGCUGUUGCAUUGGAGGCAUCCAUCAACUUCUGCAUGGCCAAGGGUCUGACACCGAGCGCCACAGGCAUUUGCUCGCAGGUACACAAAACGGCUGAGUCCAUGUGGACACACUCGCCCUACAAUGGCUACUGGGACGUGAAGCGCAAGGAUGUGUACGUGGACGACUUCUCAUGGUAUGCGCUUGCCUACUUGAAAGUCUAUGACUGGACCGGGGACGAGGUCUGGAUGAACCGCUCGAUUGCACUGCAUGACUGGGCGUACAAAAAUGGCUGGGACCACAACAUGAGAGUGGACGUCAAUCAAUCGUGUGGUGGAUUCUGGUGGAAUACAGAAGACUCCCUUCACUACAAGGACAGUAUCACUAUCGUGGAAAUGCUGCACACUGCCGCAAAGCUUGCCCUUGUUUCCAAAACCCCAGCCGAGCAUAGCCGAUUUCUUGCCAGCGCAGAGGAGAUCUGGAAUUGGCUGUUUGAAUUCGACAAUGGCCGUGGAUUGUUGGCGGAGAACGGUAUAAUGAGCACUGGAGCUGUUCCCCAGUAUUGUUGCCAUGCGUUGUCAGCGGCUAGAGAGAAGAAUAUGACAUAUCCGCGUGUUGAAUGUGCCAAUAGUCGAGUAGCAGGUAUGUCUUACAACCAUGGUAUACUCAUGAGCAGCGCUGCACUACUAUACAACAUUACAGCUGAUAAGAACUAUCUACAAACAGCUAUCAGUCUACUGGAGUCUGCUCUGGUGAAUCUCACGGACGUCACAGGAGCUAUGGUAGAUGUGCAGAGAGGAUCCAGGGCUUCGGCGUACGGCUGUGGAGAGGGUGAUCCUGGAAGUGAUUUCUUCAGCUUCAAGGGUAUAUUUGUAAUGUACCUCGGUUACACUGUCCAGACACUGACGGAUUCCAAUGUACUGCCAGCUCCUUUAGCCUCUACUGUGCGCGACUUCCUGGACAUCAACAGCGAGAACGCCUGGGAACAAGCCAGGGUGAAGCCGCCAUUCAAGAAGAAGAGGAUUGACGACAUCUGCGCUCUCUACCCCUAUCAGCCAAGUAAGCACUCCAACGUGACUCAGCCGAAAUUCCACUGGUGGUGGUCGCAAGGCAACGGUUCCGUACAAACACCUCCGGACACACGGCUUUGGUUUACAAACGAGGGUAUUGACUGCAGCUACGCCAUGCACCACAACACCAGCAACAGUUCCAAACCCGCUUGGAGCGCGUACUUGUGGACUGGCAUGACCAAGUCCGAGGCACAGUGUCGCGAUCGCUGUGCAAACACCAGCGAAUGCACAAAGUACAUGUUUCACGAGCCAUCACAGAGCGAUUGCCCGUGUUUCACGUGUCAGGGCAAGGCAUGUCACCAGCCACUCUGUGUGUACUGUGGUGUUGCCGGCAAGAAGUCUUGUCCUCACAAGAACUCUACAGGCUGUUAUACCAGUGCAUCGGAUGCAUGCACAUGUACGGGCACACAGCCUUUCCCGAAUAGUAACUGCUUCCUGUACCGGCUGACUACGGUUGGCAAUCGUACCAAAAUGGCAGCGUGUACGACGCCUGGUGAUAACACCUAUAAGAUGGCAGUGAAGCGACCGUCACCACCAAAUGUUCUUAACCCAGCAGCAAGCUGUCGUGGGCGUUGUGGCAACACAAGUUCCACGGUCAGAAACGGCACACACCUAUUGAACAUAUCGUGUCAGUGUGAUGCAGCGUGUUCUCGACAUCUAGACUGCUGUUUGGAUUACGUGGAGGAGUGCUUGCCGCCGGAAAAGCAAGACGCUACGUGCCGUGGAAUGUGCCGAUACCAUAAACGCAAACCGAGCGCGCUGGACAACCAAGCUAUUCCAUUACGCGGUGGCGGGUACUGCUACUGUGACGGAACCUGUCUCAACUGGUUCACGGACAACAAUAGUCUUGGAAGCUGCUGCGCAGACUACUUUGAACAGUGUGCUGAAACAGUGCGCGAUCCUGUAUGCCUGGAUCCACGUAGUCAAACGCAAGCACUCCAACUGUUCGUCUCGCAUCACGUUGUGCAGAACAUCACGAACAAUCUGUAGGAACAUUGGCGUAACAUUAACUCGAUUGACUGGACAAGUCAGUUUUUAUAGCCUUUGCACACUCACUUUGCUGAAUAAUCCAAUAUAUUCGAGUCCCAGUGCAGUUUACUGGAUGGUAUAGUUUAUUAACCAUUAGUUACCAGAGUUCCCCAGAUUGAACAGGCAUGGCUUCCUUCUUGUGUAACUUCAAAAUAUGCACUGUGUGACAAAUCAAGAUGUCGUAACGAAUAUCCUUUGAACUGUUUAUUGCUUGACCCAGACUCUGUCCAUUUUGUUUUCCCUCUCAAUCCUGUCUAACUUCAUCUAUACUGAGACCGGCAUGAUAACAAAGGUGCCGUUGAGAUCAGCAUGAUCGCGAUGCACUGUAACUGAGUGUCUGCAUGCACCAAGAAAGGCCUGCCCUGGGAUUUAAUAAGGCAUUGAGCACAGUCGGAUCUGUGCAUGAAUGCUAUGCAUGCUUCUGGUGAUUCUUGUUUCUAGCUGACAAUGUUACAGUCCAUUUCAAAAAUAUAGACGCAUGGUAUUUUUGAAAUAUUUCAAAUUUGGCUGGAGCUUUUUGAGAAUGUUUUUCAGAAUAUUGCUCAGGUCCUUUCCGCAAACACUCUCAUAUAGAUUUUUAAGCGAUCGGAUAGCAAACGCCCAAUUUCGAAAUUUGCUUGCACAAAGUGAUCACAGAUUUUAUGUGGUAUAGAUGCUGGCCUACGGUUUUUUGAAAUCACGCGUCUAUAUUUUUGAAACGCACUGUAGGUGUGGUGAUAAUGACUGUGAACACAAUACAGUGUGUAUGUAGCUGAUGGUUACAUGCACG